UCUAGAACUGGGAACUAUUACAGCUGAUCAACUCCAACUUUAAAAUGUGGUACGAUUUACUUUCAGUGGUGCUCCUAAUAAGUACAACUCAAGCUCAAAGUAGUAAUGUCGAAGGGAAUUAUGACUUGGAGAUGAUCGAGUUUAUGGACAUGGUGCCAGAUCCCGAUGGACCAAUAGAUUUUAUUUUGCGCAGCUCCUUUCAGGAGGAACCCGAUGAUCUAUUGGCGACUCUAGAGGCUGAUGAGUACAAGGACGCCGAGCACUGUGAAUGGAAUAAAUGUGACAAUGAUCUGAGUAAACCAAGCGGAAUUGGAAGAUUUCUAGAUCUGGCAUUUUUGAAGAAGAUUUUCCACAAUCUGAAUCCCUUCGCUAAUGCCAAUCAUCGCAUGUUCUUCUACCUAUUUCGACGCGAGUCCCCCGAAUGUGGUAGACAGUUGGAUUUCAAUAAUAAGAGAAAAUGGCAACACGCUGGAUUUAACAGUUCUCUGCCCACAAGGAUCAUCAUACACGGUUGGAUGAGUCAGUCAAGGGGUUCCUUUAAUCGGGAUGUGAAGAACGAAUAUUUGAAGCGUGGAGAUUACAAUGUCAUCGUUGUCGACUGGAGCUCUACUUCUGCGAACAUCAAUUACUUCUCGGUGGUCAAAACAAUCGAGGAGUUUGGUGCCCAGCUCGCUCAGUUCACCCGGCAACUGAACCGUCGAUUUGGAGCCAGCUUUGAUGAUAUGUAUCUGAUUGGACAUUCGUUGGGAGCUCAGAUUGCCGGAUCUGCCGGCAAGCGAAUUAAACCGGAGCAAUAUAAUACCAUCUUUGCCUUGGAUCCGGCGGGACCAAAGUUUCGUCAUCGCAGCCCCGAGUUUCGCAUUGAUCCCAGUGAUGCCAAGUAUGUGGAGUCCAUGCACACCAGCGGUAACUUUGGCUUCCUAGGGCCCACAGGUAGCGCCACCUUCUAUCCCAACUAUGGUCUCUAUCAGCGCAACUGUUUCUACCUGGGCUGCUCCCACAUUCGAGCCUAUCAGAUGUUUGCCGAGUCUAUCAAUUCGCCGGAAGGAUUUUGGGGUACUCCCUGCACUCGAGACAGUGGCAAGUGGCAGUGUGACCAGACUCAUCGACAAGCAUAUCAAAUGGGCGGUGAGCCCUCCAUCGAGAAGAAGGGUAUUUACUAUGUGAAGACCUCGUCUGGUGAACCUUUCGCUCUGGGCAGACGUUAGGGAUCCCCUAGAAUAGGGUCUAAUUCUGAAAUACUCUAUAGUUCUUAUGUUAUUUAAGCAUGAUGUUUAAUUCACUCUCAGAAUUAUCCUAUAUAUCAUAAGUAUUUUUAUGAUUUUAUAACUUAUGAUUCAUUUUGCAAGAAUUUCAGAGUUUGAAACUCAUAUAAGUCCUGUAUAUUUCACUGAGCUUAAAGCUUUCGUUUUAUAUGAAACUUAAAGCUUUCUUAACACUGUGAUAAGUAUUUUUAAAAGAUUAUCUAA
Drosophila innubila is the source of this 1469-nucleotide messenger RNA. Its product is annotated as phospholipase A1 2. Lineage: Eukaryota; Metazoa; Arthropoda; Insecta; Diptera; Drosophilidae. The record is from RefSeq and is a predicted model, not a curated record. The transcript has 2 exons. The coding region runs from base 45 to 1208 and encodes 387 amino acids. Gene Ontology annotation, molecular function: lipase activity. Gene Ontology annotation, biological process: lipid metabolic process.